UCUUAAUCUGCCUAUCUAUCGGAGAAUUCAUGUUCCAUAUCCCAAAGCUGGACGAGCAUUCUUUAGCUCAAGAUCUACCGAAAAAUUAUUGCGAGUCCCUCGUGUGCCAAAAAAGGGCCCCAAGAGUCUCGACCCCCUGAGCCUCGCACUGUUUACCCGAUUCAGCUGCAGACCAUAGCGCCGCCUGGAAUUUCGUGCACGCCCCGCUCGCUAAUUAUGGUCUUCUGCGGCAAACCAAGCAAAGGCUGCGGCGAGUGCCGGUCUCGCAAGAUCCGGUGUGACCAAGCCCGUCCAACCUGUUCACAAUGCGCCAAGGGCAACCGCGCCUGCCCCGGAUACCGCGACCAACUAUCCUUGAUGUUUCGGGAUGAAAGUCAGCAGGUGAUCCGCAAGGCACGCACGGAGGCCACGACACGGAAAGCCAAGUCUUCUAGAAGAAAGAGCCCCGACAGUGCGAUCUCCCUCGGUGACGGUUGUGGCACUGCCGCUAGUAGUCCGGCCCCAGCGUCAUCGACCACCAGUGAUCUGCUGGAGUUCGAUGAGCUUGUUUCUUUGGUCCCACAAAAUUCCGAGCGUGAUUUGGUUCGCGUUGAGGAUCUCGUGUAUUUCACCCCGCAGUAUCUGGAACAGCAUAUCUAUCGACAUUCCCUUCUCUUGCAGCCAUCGUAUCAACCCACCAAAGUCGAUGCCAUCUGCUUCUUCCUGAGGCAGAAUGCUUGGAUUGGCUCGUUUUGGUCCAAGCUGGACGCCACCCCGGAUUACGUGCUCAAGACAGCUACUUCCAGCCACAAGGCCAUGAUGGCUAGUUUGGCGUCCGUUGGAACGGCAAUGCUCUCGCGUGUUAGGAAGUCAACGCAGUUGAGAAUCGCCGCAGAUAAGGAGUAUGGACAGGCUUUGCAGCUCCUCACCUCAGCUGUGGCAGACAAACAGCAGGCUCGAGACAAUUUCACGCUGGCGUCAGUGCUUAUGCUGGCCAUCUUUGAGGUGGUCACCAGUAGAGGUGCACGAUUUAUCGACAACUGGACAAACCAUAUCAACGGUGCUGCAGCUUUACUAGAGCUGCGAGGCGUCGAGCAGCUUCAGGAGGAACAGGGGCUGCAGCUCUUCUUGCAGCUGAGGUAUCAAAUUAUCAUCAGCUGUCUGCAAAGGCAAGCUAGAGUGCCCGACACUGUUCUCGAAUGCGCUAGGGUUGCUAUGUUUUUACGACCGCACUCCGUGGCCUAUGGCGACCGCUUGAUUACAACUAUGGGCCGGCUAUCCAAUCUUCGUGCCGAUAUCAAUGAAAAGGCCUUGACUGACCGGAAGAAGAUGCUUGAAGAGGCCUACAGUAUCGAGGCCGAAUUGAUGUCCUGGUUAAUGUCUCUACCGGAGAUUUUCGCGUACACCACUGUCGAAGACCCCAAUCCUCGAUUUGGCUGGGGUCCUCAGCCGUACAAUAAUCGGUAUCACGUGUAUAGCGACUUCUGGGUCUGCAACUCGUGGAAUCAAUACCGGAUCGUCCGGAUCAUUGUGUGCGACCUCAUCUUGACCUGUAUCCGAGAACUAAACGCCGGGUCGCCACUCUCUCCCGAUCUUGCCAAUCAUACCGCGCAGAUCCGCAACACAGCCCGACAACUCGCCAGCGACGUCUGUGCCAGUGUGCCUUUUCAUUUCAGCGAUUCCGCCCUUCGCUUAGCGACCGGACUCAAUGGCACAGGCGCCCUCGAUGAGGUCCCCAUCCAACAAGGUUUUAUUCGCGGGAUGCUACUCCUCUGGCCGCUGGCUAUGGCGGGGGCCACGCGAGGGAAGCAUCACCCGUUACGCAAAUGGGUUCUGGAAUGCUUCCACCUGAUUGGCAAUGACAUGGGUAUUGAUCAGGCUCUGGCCUUGGUUGAGAUGUGGAAGAACGAUGAAGGUCAAUUCGACACGUUAAUCCUGCCAGAGGAUAAUGUCACCGUAAGCUCAGCCACCAAUACCGACAGUCCAUAUUUCUCCGAAGCGCAGCUGGCCUGCGGGCCUGUUCCAAAAGCAUAUUCCACUCCAGUGGCGUGAGCCCAAUGCGAUGACAACCCAGUGCAGGCCACGUGGAUAAUUAUGAUGAUAGAUUCAGAUCAGGAUCAGUGUACAUAAUUGCUAAAUAAUCACUUAAUGAUUUAUGCC
Molecule: messenger RNA, 2139 nt
Organism: Aspergillus ibericus CBS 121593
Lineage: Eukaryota; Fungi; Ascomycota; Eurotiomycetes; Eurotiales; Aspergillaceae
Product: Zn(II)2Cys6 transcription factor
Exons: 4
Coding region: 217-2031 (604 amino acids)
Biological process (GO): regulation of DNA-templated transcription
Molecular function (GO): zinc ion binding; DNA-binding transcription factor activity, RNA polymerase II-specific
Source: RefSeq, a predicted model, not a curated record